Ceutorhynchus assimilis (cabbage seed weevil) is the source of this 4861-nucleotide messenger RNA. The record is from the annotation of a GenBank genome assembly. NCBI's taxonomy places the organism in Eukaryota, Metazoa, Arthropoda, Insecta, Coleoptera, Curculionidae.
GUCGACGUUAAGGUAAAAAGUUCAGUCGGUCAAUAAUAGCGCUGCAGGAGAAACAAAAUAAUCCGCGAUUUCGAUUUGUUUUUUUUCCAAUGUUACAAUAAUAUAACGUUUAUGGAAUGACAAUGUGGAAAUUAGCUUGUGCGGUAAUAUGGGUUGUUUUGGUUGAUUGUUGUUUAGGACAAGAAGGGUACUACAAUGUCAUCGGACCACGGAUACUACGUCCAAACAGCGAGUACCACGCAUCGAUAAGCGUGCACGGAACCUCGGGACCGACCUCAAUCACGGCCACAUUAGAAGGACAAUCUUUUACUGGAACCCCAUUUUUGAUGCAAUUUAAGGACGUGGUACUACCUUAUUCGAAUGUUAUAAGUCGAUUCGAGAUUGGAGACAUCGAAGAUGGAAACUACAAGCUACGAGUAACUGGCAACAGAGGCCUGGAAUUUUCGGCUGAAUUUCCUUUGGAAUAUGUCAAAAAAAGUUACUCGGUAUAUAUACAAACCGAUAGAGCUGUUUAUCAACCGGGUUCAACUUUGAUGUUCAGAGCUAUCGUCCUAAAUCCCGCACUGAAACCUGCUGCUGAGGUCCGCAAUGAACCUUUACACAUUCAUAUCGAGGAUGGUAAAGGAAACAGAGUGAAAGAAUGGAAAAACGUCGAAGCAACCAAAGGAGUAUUUUCUGGCGAUUUAAAACUUAGCGACAAUCCUGUUUUGGGAAAUUGGAACAUUUCCGUUACAAUCCACGGACAAAGUUACGCGAAAUCGAUUCAAGUUGCUGAAUAUAUUUUGCCCAAGUUUGUUGUUGAAGUUAAAGUGCCUCAACAUGUAACUUUUAGGGAGAAAACUUUGCCUGUAGCCAUUGAUACCAGGUACAAUUAUGGUAAAAAAGUAGUAGGUGAAGCUACAAUAACAGCCUACCCGACAAUUUACUCGGGAGUAAUCCAACCAAUCUAUCAAAACCCCAUAAGAAAAGUGGUAAAAAUCGACGGUUCGACUUUGGUCGAAUUUGAUAUUGAGAAAGAUUUACGAUUAAACGACGAAUACGAACGACUAGUUAUUGUAGAUGUUACUAUCGAAGAGUUCUUGACUGGACGGAGACAAAACAACAGUGCAGAAGUUUAUGUGCAUAAAUAUAAGUACAAAAUGGAUUUGAUUAAAACUGCGGAUUAUUUCAAGCCUGGAUUAACAUAUGUUGCUUAUGUAAAAGUAGCAAACCACGAUGGUACCCCAUUAAGAGACGAAGAAAGAGACGUAACCAUCAAACACGGUUAUUCAAGACAAGACGAAAUUUACGAAGAAAAAACUCAUCGGUUAGACAAAAAUGGCAUAUUUAUACUCGAAUAUAACACUCCCACGGAUGUAACCAAUACCACAGCUUUAAGAAUCGAAGCGGAAUACAAAGACCUCAAAGAACGCAUUUCACCAAUCCCGGCUGCAGUUUCCUAUGGCAAUACAUUUUUACAAGUCAGUCUAGAAACUGAAAAACCCAUAGUCAAUUUGGAUGUUGACGUUUUGGUAAAUUGCACUGAACCAAUGAGAUACAUCAAUUAUGUUUUAAUGGCUAGAGGUGACGUGUUGCAAACCAACUCCUUCCAAAUUGACCAAAAGAACAUUUUCCGUUUUCGUUUUACUGCCGUCCACGCAAUGGUACCCAUUUCUCAUUUAUUUGUCUACUAUAUCAAAGACAACGGUGAACUUAUUGGUGACGUUGUAGAUGUAGAAGUUGAUGUACUUUUUGACAAUUUUAUUAACAUUGACCUGAGUACUGACGAAACCGAACCAGAUCUGGACAUAGAACUGACGGUUAGAGCACGUCAAAAUUCCUACAUUGGCCUAAUGGCAGUGGACGAAAAUGUCUUAAAAUUACGCCCAGGCUAUGACGUCACUCUGCAAGAGAUAUCUGAAGAUUUGCAAAAGUAUGACGUGGCCGAAACGUCGCCUUACAGUUUGAUUUCCAGAAAUUUAAAGAAUCAUUUUAUGUGGAAACCGGGUGGCAGUAAUCCACACUCAGCCGUUUAUGAAGCUGGGGCCGAUCUUAUGACAAAUGCGCAUAUUAACAGACGAAAACCCACAUUGGAAGAUAUUUACUUACGUCCCACUUUUUAUGGAUCAUCUACAAUUAAACCAGAUCGUGGUUUUGGUGUACCAUUACCAACAGUUACAAGACCGCCAUUAGCAGGCCCCUAUGCUUUCAGUAGAAUACCAAAACCUGUUUGGAAUAAACCGAAAGUGUACCUUACAGAACAUGUAGCCGACACUUGGUUAUUUUCCAACUUUUCUUCAGGUUAUGAAGGAAAAACCUCGAUAAGACGAAAAGUCCCUAGCAGUUUGAAUAAUUGGCUAGUGAGCGGAUUUUCUCUGGAUCCCAUAAGAGGUUUGGCGUUGAUGACUGAGCCUAAGAGGCUUAAAGUUACCAAAUCGUUUGUGGUUUCUUUGGAUUUGCCUUAUUCCGUGCAAAAAGGGGAAAUUCUGGCUGUUCCUGUGGUUGUGUAUAACUAUAUGGCUCAAGAUAUUGUUGCUGAAGUAACGUUACACAAUACAGAGCAAAGUUUUGAAUUUGCUGAAGUUUCAAACGACGUUAAUUCGACUAAAAAAGUUGAACUAUAUCGCAGAAAAAAAAUACCACUACCGAAAAACUCGGGAGCCUCAAUAUCUUUUAUGAUCACUCCACUGAAAGCAGGUUUUUUGGAUAUAAAAGUAACUGCAAACAGUCCUAGAAAUCAAGAUAUUGUAACAAAACAACUCAAAGUAGAGCUUGGAGGUGAAACUGAAUACUACACAAAAUCAGUCCUAAUAGACAUGAGACAAUCAACCAACUUCAAAAAAACACUUAAUUUCACCAUUCCAAAGAAUGCCAUAGAAGGUUCCACCAAAAUCGAAGUAUCCACAGUCGGUAACCUUUUAGGUGUCUCCAUGAUUCAUUUGGAAAAUUUAAUAAGGCUGCCAUCUGGCUGUGGCGAACAAAACUUUGUACGUUUCAUGCCCAAUUUAGUAAUACUUGAGUACUUGAAAAGUACCCGUCAGCUCACUCCUACAAUUCAAAAUGAAGCCAUAGGCUUUUUGGAGACUAGCUAUCAAGAGGAGCUACAAUAUAAGCGAGCAGAUGGAUCGUUUAGUCCUUUUGGUGACCGAGAUUCAACAAGUAGUGUUUGGUUAACAGCCUAUGUAGCUUUAGCCUUCAAACAAGCCAAACAAUUCAUUUACGUAGAUGAUUCUAUAGUAGAUCAAGCUCUUGAAUGGCUUUCAACUCAUCAAGGUGUGAAUGGAAGUUUUGUGGAAACUGGCACAGUAAUUUAUGAUGAGCUACAAAACAAAAAUCGCAAUAGUUUAGCUCUUACUGCAUUCACUUUAUUGGCUUUUAUAGAGAAUCAGAGGACAUAUACAGCAAACUACACAAACGUCAUCUACAAAGGCCUGGACUACAUAACAAGAAACAUGGACGAAAGUGAAUCGACAUAUUCAAUAGCCAUUUGUAGUUACGUGUUGUAUUUGGCUAAACAUACCUCAAGGCAAAGUGUCUUUAAUUUGCUCGAUUCUAGAGCAAAAGUGCAAGGAGACAUCAAAUGGUGGGCCAAAGACUUUCCCAAAAAUGAAUCCUCCAAUCCGUGGCGAAAUAGACCUAGAUCUGUUGAUAUUGAAAUGACUUCGUAUGCUCUAUUGACAUUCUUAGAGGCUAAUCUAAUGGAAGAUGCUGUGCCCGUUUUAAAUUGGCUAAUAAACCAACAAAGUAGUUUUGGAGGAUUUACCUCAUCCAGAGAUACUGUGGUAGGGCUGCAAGCUUUAUACAAAAUGGUCAUGAGAUUAUCAUCACCCGUGAACCUACAAAUCGAAUUUGCAUAUAAUAAGGGCAAAACUGGCAAGUUUAGUGUAAAUCAAAACACUGCAAUGAUUUUACAGUCCACAGAAAUCGACAAAGAUUCAAGGGAAGUUAAUGUUACCGCUCAAGGCAAUGGGAUAGGAUUAUUUCGGGUGUCGUAUCAGUAUAAUACAAAUGUCACGGGUCCAUGGCCUUUGUUCACUUUGGAUCCGCAAGUCGAUAAAAAUUCAAAUGUGGAUCAUUUGCAACUGUCAAUUUGUACAGCAUUUGCUAGUCGUAAUUUAUCCUCAACUCCACUAAGUAACAUGGCAGUAAUGGAAGUGAGCUUACCUUCAGGAUUUACAGCUGACAGAGACUCUCUGCCCAGCUUGGAAGUGUCUCAAAACGUUCAAAAAGUUGAAACCAGCCAUGGGGACACCCGAGUCAUACUAUACUUUAAUAAUUUGACCGUUACUGAAUAUUGUCCCACAGUGUCAGCAUUCAGAACACAUAAAGUUGCCAAACAGAAGCGAGUUCCUGUGGUAGUUUAUGACUAUUAUGAUACCUCAAGAAGAGCCAGACAGUUUUAUUGGGGCCCUAGGGCGACUAUUUGUGAUAUCUGCGAAGGUGAAGACUGUGGUGAUAUUUGCGAGGCGGCUUUUAGGGCUCGGCAAAGUUCAAGUGGAGCUGACGAUAGCGAUUCGAGUGGAAAUACUCGAAUAACAAGCAUUGUAUUGUUGAGUUUUAUUCCGCUAUUAUUGAGCAUCAUGUUCAGGUAGUUUAGAAGGGUACUUUUGAAACAAAGGUCCAAGAACAUUGCACACUAAUUUAUCAAAAUUAAUAUAUGUCGACUAAUUUUUACUAGUGCCAUGUGAUACAAUCAUGUAGUUUUUGAAUUUAUUUCUGAUCAUGUACAUACUUUAUUAAUUAUUAGGUAUAAUUAGGUAUAAUUUUAACAAAUACUGUGAUUUUUUUAAUAACUUUUAUUGCCUAGAAAUAGAAAUUUUAAUGUAUUGUUGAUUGUUACUAAACUAGUCUAAUUGAACAAUUAAAUUUAAUUUUAAUACAA